AUGGCGUCUAUUGACGUCAGCCUGCAUCGCAGGAGACUGCUCAACGAUGCAAAGUUGUUGCAUCAACUGCCGCCAGAGGUGCUCGACAUCGUUCGGAGCAGCUCAUCUCCAAACCUGCUUGAUGCUGUGGCGGCUGCAUCCUUGAUACCCAGCAUCACCACACAGCUCUACAUCCAUUUCGAGCCCGUCUUUGCCGAAAUCUGUGCAAGAUGGACCCUCGCAGCCCAUCCAGGUCGCCAGGACGAUCAAGUCAUCGCUGCUUUCGCCAGGGUGCUGCCUUUUUGCCCGCACUCGUCGGUCUAUCUGGAGCGUUAUCUCAGAAAGACAUCUCAGACUUUUGACACAACCUCACCACAGGGUCAACCACCACAAAGACGGCCCAUGAGAAUCAACUCGCUCGAUUCUUUGGGUAGCAGUCCUGAGCUUUCCGAGGCAGCCCUCUUGCAAAUCCUGCUUGCCUUUUGGCGGCUCAUUAAUUUUCACAAGAGAACGUAUGGACGCCUCGCCCCGCCGUCACAAAUACAAGCCUUGAUACACCACCCAUGCCCACCAGUACGCUAUCUCGCCAUCCGCAUCUUCUGCGAGCAGGUUUCGGCUGCCGACGCCAAGCUUGAGGCUCUCGUGAGGCAACACAUCGGCCCGCAUGAUUCGCUGUCUGCGGAUUUCGACGGAGUGGAAAUCGACUACACUUUCUUGUCGCUGCUGGAGCACAAGCGGGCCAAGGAGCUCGAUGAGCUGCGCCAACAGAUUCUGGAAGAGGAUGCGAGCAUUAUCGUGGGGGAAAGCUUGCCGGAGCAGGCUCUCACCGAAUUUGUAAUUCGUUACGGCUCUACCGUCUUGCCUCGGCCGAAUGGCAUUCCCGCGUCGGAUGCAGCCGCCAUGGUGCCGACACCGACCACUCUGGCCAAUCUAGAGUCUUUGGCACAGGUCCUGUUGAAGCCUGGUCCCAUCCUCGUUCAUGGUCUGCCAGGCUCUGGCAAGACUUCUGUCGUCCACGAGCUGGCCCGCCAGUUGGGCAUGGAGUCAAGCUUGGUCACUCUUCAUCUAAACGAACAGACAGACGCGAAGAUGCUCAUUGGUCUGUACUCGACCGAUUCGAAACCUGGAUCAUUCUCAUGGCGGCCAGGUGUACUGACUACCGCCGUACGGGAGGGUCGCUGGGUCCUGAUCGAGGAUCUCGACCGAGCACCCAACGAAAUCAUGAGCACUUUGCUUCCACUCGUGGAAAGAGGCAAACUCCUGAUACCAAGUCGUGGCGAAACCAUCGAAGCCUCCAGUAGCUUCAGGCUGUUUGCGACAGUCCGGACCACGCGCGGCAUGAAUGGCCAAGAGAGUUUGCCGACGCUUCUGGGUCAACGAUUCUGGCAUGCGGCGGGAGUGAACACGCCAUCCGAAGCAGAGUUGGAGCAUAUUAUUCUGGAGCAAUUUCAGCUCCUGUCAAAGUACACGCCAAUGAUCAUGGCUGUCUUCAAGCGCGUUUCUGCUCUGCCUUCAACUCAUGGUGGUAGGAGUGCCACAGAGCGGCCGAUUACUCCUCGGGAUCUUUUCAAGUGGUGCCGUCGCAUACAAGAGCUUCUUGUUGCAGCAGGAUGCGCUACAGGCGAAGAACCCAUUAGUGACACAACAAGGGGAUGGAUUUUCAUGGAGGCAGUGGACUGCUUUUGUGGCAGCUUUGCCAAGGUCGAUAACAAAGCCAAGGUGGUCCAGUCGAUCGCCGAAGACAUGCAACUCCCCGAACAGCUCGUUCAGCACUACCUUUUCUCCCAGAUCCCGCAAUUGGAAGAGACGCCCACACAAUUUCGUGUCGGCCGAGCUGCACUACCCAGACGACAACAUGCGAGCAAAAUCGUCAAAUCCAAGAAGACUUUUGCGAACACGAACCACGCCAAGAGGCUCUUGGAGAGCAUCGCUGCGGCUGUCAAGCUCAAGGAGCCGGUUCUCCUUGUUGGUGAAACGGGUAUUGGAAAGACCACAGUCGUGCAGCAGCUAUCCGACCAGCUGGGCCAUAAACUUGUCGCAGUCAACUUGUCGCAGCAAAGCGAAGCUGGUGAUCUUCUCGGCGGCUUCAAGCCUGUCAACGCACGUAGUUUGGCAGUGCCGCUCAAGGAGGAGUUCGAGGACCUGUUUGCAUCGACCGGGAUAUCCGCGACAAGGAAUCAAAAAUACCUCGAAUCAUUAGGAAAGCAGAUUGCCAAGGGUCAAUGGACGAGGGUCUCGAAGUUAUGGCGAGAAGCGCCCAAAAUGUUCAAUGAGAUUCUCAAAAGGCUUCAGGCCAAGAGCGACGCGGAGAACGAGGUCGACGAGGACGGCAGGCCCGCGCCGAAGCGGAGGAAAACAGGCUCACAAUUGGACUCAUUGUUAAAUCUCAAGCCACGGUGGGAAGCCUUCGACAAGAGUCUGGACCAAUUCGACAUCCAGAUCUCUGGCGGAUCCGGUAGCUUUGCCUUUGCUUUCGUGGAAGGCAAUAUCGUCAAGGCCGCCAGGAAUGGUGACUGGGUGUUGCUGGACGAGAUUAAUCUGGCAUCGCCGGAUACACUAGAGAGCAUUGCAGAUCUGCUGUCGUCGGGGCCUGACGACUCGCCGUCUAUCUUGUUGACCGAGACCGGAGAGAUCGAACGCGUCACGGCGCAUCCGGACUUUCGCAUAUUUGCAGCCAUGAACCCUGCAACGGACGUUGGCAAGCGCGACCUGCCGCAGGGUCUCCGGUCAAGGUUCACUGAGUUUUACGUUGGAAGCCCGGAUCGUGAUCUCAAAGACCUCCUCACCAUUAUCAAAGCUUAUCUUAGUGGCAAGAGCUCCAAAGACGACCAGGCUGCCGACGACAUUGCUAGAUUGUACAUGAGCACCAAGCAAAGGGCUGAAGAGAAGCGGCUGGUCGAUGGGGCCAACGAAGUACCGCACUUCAGUCUCCGCACUCUUACACGUGUGCUGACAUACGUCAAUGAUGUUGCACCGUCUUAUGGCCUCCGGAGAGCACUCUUCGAAGGGUUCUCAAUGGGGUUCUUGACUCUGCUGGACAGAGCUUCGGAGGAGACUUUGAUUCCUUUAAUUCACCACUACCUGCUGGACAAACAUGGAAGUGCCAAGUCUAUUCUGUCUCAGCCGCCGCGGCAUCCCAGUGAUGGCAAAGUCUACGUCAAAUUCAUCAACAGGAACAAAGACCGGCAAUAUUGGCUACUGCAAGGGAUGGAGGUGCCACAGCAGCGAUCCGACUACAUCAUAACGCCAUACGUCGAGCGUAAUCUCCUCAAUCUUGUUCGUGCUACGUCAACACGCCGGUUCCCCAUUCUGAUUCAAGGACCGACGUCAGCCGGCAAGACGAGUAUGAUUGAGUACCUCGCCAAUUACAGCGGGAAUAAGUUCGUGCGCAUCAACAACCACGAGCACACGGAUUUGCAAGAGUAUUUGGGCACCUACGUCUCAGACUCUGACGGCAAGUUGCGCUUUCAAGAAGGCCUUCUCGUCCAGGCGCUUCGUCAAGGCCACUGGAUUGUUCUUGACGAGUUGAACCUGGCACCGACAGACGUCCUCGAAGCUCUAAACCGUUUGCUCGACGACAACCGCGAGUUACUGAUCCCCGAGACUCAAGAGGUUGUGCGACCUCACGAGAAUUUCAUGCUCUUUGCAACUCAGAACCCGCCAGGCCUGUACGGUGGCAGAAAGGCGCUGUCAAGGGCUUUCCGUAAUCGGUUCCUGGAACUUCACUUUGACGAUAUUCCAGAGGAGGAGCUCGAGACCAUUCUACAGAAGCGAAGCAUCUACACAUCUCCCUCUGACUGCAAGCGCAUCGUCUCAGUCUAUAAGGAGCUCUCACGCUUGCGGCAAACCAGCAGACUCUUUGAGAACAAGGACAGUUUUGCUACCUUGCGUGAUUUGUUCAGGUGGGCCUUGCGUGGUGCCCAGGAUCGCCAGGAGAUUGCAGUCAAUGGCUUCAUGCUUCUUGCUGAGCGCGUCAGGAACGAGGAAGAGCGUCUAGCUGUCAAGAACGUCGUCGAGUCUGUCUUCAAGGUGAAGAUCGACCCGCUGCAGCUCUACGACGCCAAGUCGUCACCAAUACUGGCAAAGGUUCUCUCGUCCGAGAAUGCUCAGGGAGUCGUAUGGACCUAUGCUAUGCGCCGUCUGUAUGUCCUUGUGGCAAGCGCCCUUCGCCACAACGAGCCUGUACUACUUGUUGGCGACACUGGUUGUGGCAAGACAACAGUGUGCCAGCUCCUCGCUGAGGCGCUGGGUAAAGAACUCCACAUUGUGAAUGCCCACCAAAACACCGAGACGGGAGAUUUGAUCGGAUCGCAGAGACCUAUCAGAAAUCGUGGGGCUAUUGGAGAGGCUUUGUUCGCCGACCUCAAGACUGCACUUUCUGGCCUGCAGCAGAACACGGAUGGAAGCCAGGAUGACCUUCUCGCAAGAUACAAAUCACUGCAACCGGCCGAAUUGGCAGACGUUCCCGCCGAGCUGCAGCAGAAGAUUGCCGACAAUGAAGUCAAGAGCAAAGCCCUAUUCGAAUGGGCGGAUGGCAGUCUGGUUCAGUCCAUGCGGGACGGCCAGUUUUUUCUCUUGGAUGAAAUCUCGUUGGCCGAUGACUCGGUACUCGAGCGGCUCAACUCAGUUCUAGAGCCUGGCAGGACACUUCUUCUUGCCGAGAAGGGUAUCAGCGAUUCGUUCAUCAAGGCAUCGGACGAGUUUCAGUUCCUCGCAACCAUGAAUCCAGGCGGCGACUUUGGAAAGAAGGAAUUGUCUCCCGCAUUACGCAACCGCUUCACAGAGAUAUGGGUGCCGCCACUUUCUGGAAACAGCGACAUCCUGCAGAUCAUCUCCUCGAAAUUGAGAGCGGAGUUCCGUCAGUUCUCCCAAGCUAUUGUGGAUUUUGCCUAUUGGUUUGGGCAGAGCUUCCGCUCGACCACAGCAAGCGCCUUCUCAAUCAGAGACAUCCUUGUUUGGGUCAAGUUUAUCAAUAGUGGAAGUGAGAAAGAAGGCGCAUUUUCCGUCAUUCACGGCGCUGCCACAGUCUUCAUCGACACCAUUGGCGCAAAUCCAUCGGCGCUGAUCGCCAUCGAUCCCAAGAGCCUGGAUUCACAACGCCAGACCUGCCUCGACAAGCUUACUGAACUUCUGGGUGUGGAUGCCACGGCGAUCUACAGAGCCACAGUCAGACUGAGCGUUGGACCGAACGAGCUUCAAAUUGGACCGUUCUCCAUCGCUCGUGAAUCCGAUGACAAUUUCGAGGCUGGCUUCGCCCUGCAUGCGCCAACAACUAAGCUCAACGCCAUGCGCAUCAUUCGCGCAUUGCGUGUGCAGAAGCCGAUCUUGCUUGAAGGCAGUCCUGGUGUCGGCAAAACCACCCUAGUGAGCGCACUUGCUCUCGAAGGCGCGGAGGCUGGUCACUUUGCUUGGAGGGAUGCCCCCUUCUUACGUGCCAUGCAAAAUGGUGAAUGGGUUCUCCUGGACGAGAUGAACCUUGCCUCGCAGUCUGUACUUGAAGGUCUCAAUGCCUGUCUCGAUCAUCGCGGCGAAGUUUACGUUUCCGAAUUGGACCAAGUCUUCAAGCGCCAUCCAGAUUUUCGUCUCUUUGCCGCCCAGAAUCCUCAUCAUCAAGGAGGAGGACGAAAGGGUUUACCAAGCUCAUUCGUCAACCGUUUCAUUGUCGUAUACGCCGAUGUCUUCACCGAAGAGGAUCUUCUUUUGAUCGCACAGCACAACUUCCCCAAUGUCCCUGCCGACGUGGUCCGUCGCAUGAUUCACUUCAUCUCGGAGCUUGAGGAUCGCAUAUUGGUGCAACGAGCCUUCGGCUCCCAAGGCAGCCCAUGGGAGUUCAACUUGCGCGAUACGCUGAGAUGGCUGAACCUACUCAAUUCGUCAGAUCCUCUGAUCUCUACUGCAGAGGUUGAUGAUUUCCUCCGAAUCGCUAUUCAGCAACGAUUUCGCAGCGAAAACGAUCGUGUCGCUGUUGCCAAUCUCUUUACUGAGAUCUUCGAGGCUCCUCCCAAGUCACACCAGGUGUACCACAAUGCAAGUGCCGCAGUCUUGCAAGUCGGACUGGCAUUGCUAGAACGGAACCAGCUGUCUCAGCCAUUGCGCAUUCCUCCGAUACUGGUAGUCCCCAGGCUUGCAGAGAUUGAAUCACUCCUGAUCUCGGUCAAGCACAAUAUUCCAAGUAUCCUCGUCGGACCUUCAGGUAGUGGAAAGUCUAUGCUCCUUGAAUAUGUGGCGGCAAUGGCUGGGAAAUCACUCAUCACAUUCCCCAUGAACGCGGAUAUCGACGCCAUGGACCUUGUAGGAGGUUUCGAGCAAUCCGACCCGCUACGAGAAGCGAACGCAGCUCUCAAAGACUUGCGUGAAGCUUUGCAAACUUCCAUCUUGACCUCGGUUCCUCAGGUCGUGCCAGAAACCGCACUGGACCUGUUCGGCGCACUUGAUGAUUCAAACACCGAGCACGCCGAGAAAGUACAAGCACUUCUGCCUCGUGUGAAGCAUCUCCAAUCAGUGAUUGCAGCAGAUUCAGAUUUGGCAGAGGUGCUGCGAGACGCUUGUGCAGCGCUUCAGCGGAGCACGACCAUCACGGAUCCAAGGUUCGAAUGGCUGGAUGGCAUCAUCGUCCACGCUUUAGAGAAAGGCGAAUGGCUGGUACUUGACAACGCCAACCUCUGCAGCGCUUCCGUGCUCGAUCGAUUGAAUUCAUUACUCGAGCCCAAUGGCUUCCUCAUCAUAAAUGAACAUUGUGGACCCAACGGAGAGCCGCGCAUCGUCAAGCCACACCCAGACUUCCGCAUUUUCCUGACCGUAGAUCCUCGCUAUGGCGAGCUUUCCCGAGCCAUGCGGAAUCGUGCGAUCGAAAUUUACGUCGAACCAACCACGAUCACGCCGAUUGCUUGGUCAGACCGUUUGACAAAGAUCGAGCCAAGUCUGCAGAGGUUCGAUCUAAUCACGUCAAGUUCGGACUUCGACGCUAUAAAUCACGCGCACACGGCCAUUGUUGCGUCAGAAUCAUUGUCCGCCAGCGACAUGGUACUCCUGGAGCGGUGGCCAGGUCUUAAUGGACAGACGUUGCUACACAGAGAAGCUACAUCCAUCCAAGUAGCCAAGAGGGCAGCGAUCGAUGCGUCACUCUCACAAAUCACCGCCUUGCUCAAGCUGCCAACCUCAAGGGAACUUCUACAAGCUCUUCGCGACCUCUACAAUGGCCUGGCCGAUAGGCAGUUGACUAGCCUGGUCGAUAUCCAGCCUUUGCAUCCCCUCCAAAACAAUCCAGUGGUCCGGGCUCUGAAUACAGACGGCAGCAAUUUGUCUUUCUGGCUAGCGACUUGUCUUGAGCUGUACCAAGCUCUCCUCGGCGCUCGUACUGCGCUUGAAGCGGAAAGAGCCAAAGCUGGCAGUGGUCAAGUCUCGACUUUGAACCGCCUGCAGCGUUCAUGUCUUGCCGAUACUGUGGCAGCAGUCGCCAAAGACUCUACUCUAGGUGCAGUCAGAUUCUUGCACGGAAUGCUCCAAACGGUGGAAGAAUUCCUUCGCGCCGAACUCUCUGAUGGCGCUCAGUGGCGACAGCGCAGGACUGCUAUGCAGCACGUGAUGCACGUCUGGUGGACAACUUUCCAGAACCUCAUCGAGCCCCGUUUUGAGGAGGCUCACUUCCAGGCUCAUCUCGCUCACAUCACGCAAGUUUUGUCGUCGCAAGCCGCCAACGCCACAGACGAGCCGACUCGGCAAGUUCUUUCGCAGAUGCUACAAGGGCUUGAGAGCUGUUUCGUGGCUGGCUUUAGGCUUACUACUGGUCUUGAGAUGGAACAUCUAUGGCAAUUUCUACGACCAUUGCCUAUAAAGAACUCUGAGCAGCUGUCCAAUGUCACAGAGAUGAUGAAGUUAGCGUCUCGAUUUGAUAUGCUCAAGUGGACCACCAAGACCUCGCCCGCGGAACUUGCAAAGGUCACCGACUUGUUCGUAGAGUCCUAUCACCUUGCUCGGCGCGGCACAGGGGAUUUCCAAGGGUUCCUUGAGAUUGUCGAUCAAGAGAUCCAGAAACUAGCCCAUCUACAAGGGAGCACGAAAGAAGUGAAGCCGUUUUUCACUCAGGAAUUCGAGUCCCUGCGGCGACUCAUUGCCCUCGAGGAUGCUAUCCACCAAGACGAAACUUCAUGGAAGUCUUCCUUGUCAAGCGACCUCGUCCUCCUAGCCAACCUGUCACUCUUCCAUAGGAUGUCGUUACAAAGCGCAACACCCUUGUCCAAGUAUCUGCAGUCCCUUGACGCGAUGCUGGGAAGUGAUCGACUAGAUCGCCCCUGGAACAGAAGCGUAGCUGCCCAGAUCAUGUCUCGCCUGAACGCCAUCGACUCUGCAAAUCUCAACAGUCUCGCAUCCAUCGAACUGGAAAUGCCGCUGCUCACGAAACAAGUUGGAUUGUACUCUCAUUCUCUGACAGAAGACCACCUCAAACAGUUGUCCGAGCUUCUCUGGGCUAUCAUGAUACCCGUUGUUAAGCUGUACGAUUCGGCUCUGGCCGCUGCUUUCCACUCGGCUCGUGACUUACAGAACUCUGCACUUGCCGAGCUGCUGCGAACUGUGAAAAUCACUGAGAAGGGCGUGGUAUUUGACCCGGCCACUGUUAUUACGAUCCUUGCGCCGGUCGAGCUUGGUCACCUGUCAGAUGUUGCCCGCCAGCACCUGCUCCCAGCCUUCGUAUCGCUAGUCGCGGCCGGGACUUUGGCCGUGGAAUGCAGGACAUAUCUGGCCAACGCUUGGUUACAAUUUGCUGUGGCCAUGAUCAAGCUCUUCGUCCCGGACAAGACAUUUGACCCUCAGCUCCGACCUCUGGUGGAGCUGAAGAGCUACGAAGACUUGCUUCGACAGCUUACAAACCGUCUUGAAGCUCUGCAGCAGUUUUCAAAACUGCAUACAGGACAGUCCGCAGAUAUUCGCUCGAGCUUGGUUGCGGAGGAGAUCGUCCAGCUAGGGAAUCGGCCAUUGGCCGUGCAGACUGUCUACAGACCCCCUCGCUCUCAGCUCCCAGAGCUCCAGAACGAGUUCAAUAGCCUUCUCAAGACUGUCGUUGGCGUCGAUCUUGGUAUGGUACUUGGUGAACACUACCAUGGUUCCGAGAGUGCCACUCAGCAGCUGGAUGUGGUCUUCGAGAACAUCUUGCAAAUCAUCUACCGCCUCCAGACCCGGUUCGUUGCAUAUGAGGAUAUCACGAUUCCCGUGGUUGGCAUGCUUCACUGCCUGCAGAUUGGAUUGUCGCUGAGGGAUGACACUGCGACAUGCUCCAAGCCGCAAGUUGAGGCCUCAUCGUCGGUGUUACUCAAACACGUCCCUCUCUUUGGAAGCGGCAAUAUACAGACCCACGCAGCACUUCCACAAACUGCGGAAUACCUUGCACUUGUAGGCACUUACACUGCGGUAGAGGGCCAAGCUGCUCUUGCUGGCUCCCUCAAGCAUACUGUCUUCCAGACUAUCCACGGUUUCUUCGCGCAAUGGACCCAGCAGCUUGAGGCCGAUCGCAAGGCCGAGGAGAACAAGACAAGCAUGUACAGAUACCGCGCAGGUCAGAGUGAGGAAGAAGCAAAGGAGGAGCAAGAGUUCAAUGAACUAUUCCCUACCUUUGGCGAGGAUGAGCAGGUGCAAGCGCAAAAUGCCUCUCCAAGGCUUCGCGAUACUCGAGGACUUGCCAUCAAGAUCGCCGCCUUGCAUAAGAACAUCUUUGUCACGUCCCAGAAACCUCUCGACAGCAUCAGGGCGCUCGUAAUGCUCAUUGCGAAGAAGAUUGUAGCCGAGGGCGGAGUGGGAGUGGACGAUCGCAAGAUGAUGCCUGCUUUACUAUGGAUCCUCGACGAGAAACAGCAAGAGUUCACGUCGGUAGGCACCCCAGCUGGCUACAAUUUCUACACUGACCGCAACAUGCCAGAAGCUCGAAAGCUCGUGGCGAUUGUCAACGACAUCCGCGCCAAAUUCCAGCAGCUGCAACAGGUCGACGAAAUCGCGCACAUGCAGCCCCUUGUGGAAGUUAUCUCCGCCUGCGACAAGGUGACGGAGCUGAGCCAUGCCAAUCCGCUAGCCAUGAUUAUUCCCAAAGUCGAGCAGCUACACGCGUUUGUGUAUGAAUGGCAAUUCGGUGGCUGGGCCAGUCAUGUCUACGGCGCCCUGCCACUCUAUAAUCGCCUGACAGACAUGAUUAUCAGCUGGAGAAGACUCGAGCUUUCCACCUGGAGCAAGCUAUUUGACAUGGAGACAGAAAAGCAGGAUAAUGAUGCUGCGUCCUGGUGGUUUGUUGCGUACCAAGCAAUCAUCGCAGGACCUAUGGGCAUUGUGCGUGACGGCGGUGAUAUGGCAAGCCAUGCCAGAGACUUAUUGACGGAGCUCGAGGUCUACUUCUCCUCUGCGCCAGUGGGCCAGUUUGCCGGUCGUCUCGAGCUCCUCAAACAACUGCUCAAGCAGCUCGAUUUGUUGAUCACAGAUGAACCGUCCAUGGCUCUCAUCAGGGAUGGCGUGCAAAACUUUGUGUCAUACUACGCACGCUAUGAGAAGUCCGUUACAGAGCUGAUUCGCGCAGGCCGAGCCCCGAUCGACAAACAGAUGAAGGAUGUCCUUCUGCUUGCCAGCUGGAAGGACACCAACAUCGUUGCUCUGCGCGAGAGUGCCCGCAAGAGUCAUCAAAAGCUGUUCAGAAUUGUGCGGAAGUUCCGAGAGGUUCUCAAUCAACCCAUGAAGUCUGUCAUUGAGCAGGGUCUGCCAGAUGAAGAGGUUGUCAAGGCACAAAGCAUUGCCGACACCACCGAGGUAGCCCAGAUCGAUGAUUCGGCCAACAGCGUGUGUCGCAAGGACAUUAAGCAGUGGUCGGACAAGCACAAAAGACUUGCGAACUCUCAACGGACUGUUGACAUUAUGGCAAGAAUGACGCGCUACCCAGAGGCAGCCAUAGACGCUGUCACCACCAUCGACUCGUUCCUGGCCAACCUUGAGACAUCCGCCUCCGAGCUGCGCAAAGAGACACCACCUUUCUUGACCGAUGAGAACAAGAAUCUUGUCAAACAUCUGAAGACAAGAAAGCGCAAAUUAUUCGCUGACGUUCUGAAAGACCUCAGGCAGAUGGGGUUCAGCUACAAUCUCGGUGUGGUCGCCUUAAACAAGCAAGCCACACUUCCUUUGGUCUUGAGCACAUCCAAACCGUUCCUGCGGACAAGCUCUGCUUCGUUCUCUGCAUGCGAGUACUACUUGCACAAGAUUCUCGAUCUUGCCCCGCGUGCACGUGCGGCAGCACAGAGCCACUCCGACGACCUCACGCAAGCCGAGAUUGCCAGGAGUGUGGGCUUCCUUGAGGGGAUCUUGCAUGUCGUGCUCGCACAAAGACAACAUCUUGCAGUUGUCGUCCAGCAGAAUGAUGCACUGUCAAGCGCAAGACAGCACAUCGUCCAGAUUGCCAAGCUAAAGUCAGGCACCCAGAUCCGGGCUAGGGCAACGUCAAGUGACUACGGUAAUCAUCUCACCUGGCUCAUGCAGAUCAUUCCCGUUGGCUUGCAAUUGAUUGAGAUACACGGCAGGUUUUCCAAGGUGGAUAACUCUCGUGCCUUGCGUCUUCUGCAAGCGUGGCUGGACAAGAUUGCUGCGAUCAAGAACGAACUUAAAAGCUGCGUUGUGCUGCCAUCUGACCUCAUAACUGCCCAUCAGCUUGACCGCGAAGCACAUGCAAAGACGAUCCUCAGCGGCCUCCGCGGCGCAUUGGACGAAGCUUCUAUUGAACGCCCAGAUCUCGCUUUCGUCCUUGAUCAAGUCCGGCAAUGGACCGACAUCACUGAGCAUCCGACAGAGGAUAGGUACAAUAUGCGGCGAAACCUGACGGCCUUGGCCGAAGCUUGCCAGCGAUUAUGUGACGGAAUACUUGUCACUAUUGAGAGGUUCAACAAAGAGCUUCUCAGUCUCCCAGCUGAUCCCGAAGCGCCCGGAUGGCUGGCCAAGCACAACGAUGCCAUUUCUUCUGUAUCCAAUGCACUUUGCAUUGAUCAGAUAGAGAGAAGCAUCAAUGAGACGGUCGAAACUUUCAAGGCUGUUGAUCUCGCCAACUCCAACAUCAAUAAAGUGGCCGCCUCAUUGAUGGCUGUCGUUGUGCCAAUUGUUGAGACUUAUCAGACUAUUUGCAUCAAGACUGUGCAGCGAUACUGCAACCUGCACCUCAGCACUUGCAGACUCGGCUACACGCUUAGCAAGAGCUUUAUUCAGCUUGCUGGGCAAGGUUUCUGCACGCCCCAGGAGAAGUCAGACGAGACCUCCGGAGAGACUGGGGAGCUUGAGAGCGGUACGGGUCUUGGCGAAGGUGAGGGCGCUGAGGACAUCAGCAAAGAUGUCCAGCCCGACGAAGACUUGACCGAUCUGGCUCAAGAGGCCAACAAGGAACCGAACAAGGAGAUGGAGGAGGAGCAAGAUGCCGUGGAUAUGGCCGACCAGGAACUCGCGGCCGACAUGGAGGAGGACGCUGGCGCAGAGGACGAGAAAGACAAAGACGACAAAUCCGGCGACGAGGACGAAGAGGGUGAUGAGAUGGAAGAGGAGGCUGGAAACGUCGACGAUCUGGACCCUUCGGCAGUCGAUGAAAAGAUGUGGGAUGGUGAGAAUGAAGAAGAUGCCGAGAAGGAUCAGCAGGGCGAGCAAACCAAGGGCCAGCAGAAGAAGGACGAGAAGAUGGCAGCAGAGGACGACAAGGGCGGUGAUGAGCAGCAAGAUCCCGAGCAGGGCGAAGAGGACGAAGAGGCUGCGGAUGAGAUGGGCGCCGACCAGGACGAAGACGUCAAGCUGCAGGAGGACAUCAACCGCCAGGACCAAAAUGUCCAAGAGCAGGAGGCGCUGGCUCUUCCCGACGACAUGGACAUUGACGGCAAUGAUGACGAUGACAUGUCGUCGAUCAGCGAUGACGAGCUUGAUAAGUUGUCAGAUGUGGAGAAGGAUGAGGACGGGGCAGACGAUGCCGAAGACCGAGACCUCGAGAGCGAGGAUGGAGGCGACGGCGAGACCGAUAUGGUACCUGGUGAUGAGGAGAAGGAUGGUCAAGACGAGCAGGAUGAAGGGGAGGAUGACGAAGACAACGCCAACAUACAAGAAGAUGAGCAGGCCGAAGCCGGUGAAGACGAUCCAGCUGAAGACGAGGACAAGGAAAAGCAUGAGAUGCCUUCCACUGACGACGCCGACGCCAGCAACGAUAACACGGCACCGAGCGACGUCAAGAGCAGUGGCCAAGAUCAGACCACGGACCAGGACGACAACAAGGACGGCGCAGACGAUAGUGCCGCUCAACGUGAUGGCGGCGAGAUGGGAGAGAGUGCCACGGAUCAGGACCAAUCCGUGGGUGACAAAGGAAGCGUUUCCAAGACGCAGGAUCAGCCCACGCAAGCUGAUGCUGAUGACCUGCGCGACUCCGCUGUACCGCAACCGUUCAAGGCGCUUGGCGAUGCAAUGGAGAAAUGGCACAGGCAAAGACGAGAGAUCAAGGAGGCGCAGGAGAAGGACACCAACGAGCCGCGCAACGAUGCUGAGCAAGAGUCUGCUGUUCGUGAAUACCAGCAUCUUCAGAACGACGACGACGCUGCCGAGACGCAAGCUAUGGGCACCGCGAACGAAGAGCAAGGGCAGAAGAUCGAUGAAUCGAUGGCCAUCGAUGACGAAGAACAGCCUGUCAACAACCAGAUCAUGCCCGAGGAAGAGGCUGAGCAGCCCGAACUUGAAGAACAACCUGAAAAGAUGGACACGUCUGAGCCAUCCAGGCCUGAGGAACAGCCACAGCAGGAAACUGCACGUGAGGACCGCCGCACGGGCGUGUCUACUAGGCAGGGUGCCUUUGACCGCGAUACCACGCCUCCUUCCAAUGGAGCAGCGGUUGACGAAGAUGUGGAGGAGACCAUCCAGGAGACGUCGCACCAACUCGAUCUCACGCACCUUUCCGACCCCGAGCAGCUACGAGACUUUGAUGAGUCGCUUCAGCAGUGGACUUCGUUCCAGACCAAGACGCAUCCGCUGUCACUGUCUUUGACCUCGCAGCUGCGUCUGAUUCUUACCCCGUCGCAAUCGACCAAGCUGUCGGGUUCCUUCCGGACAGGCAAGCGGCUCAACAUCAAGCGCAUCAUCCCGUACAUUGCAUCAAGUUACAAGCGCGACAAGAUUUGGAUGCGCCGAGCAAUCCCUACCAAGCGCACCUACCAGAUCAUGCUCUGUGUGGACGACAGUAAGAGUAUGGGGGAGUCGAGUGCUGGCUCGUUAGCCCUCGAGUCUCUAGUCAUGGUUUCCCGGGCGCUUACCAUGCUGGAGGUUGGGCAAAUCGGCGUGCUUGGCUUCGGAGCCAACACAUUCAUGGCACACGAGUUCGCUGAGCCGUUCGCGUCCCACGAUGCUGGUGCCAAGGUCCUACAGAAGUUCUCCUUUGACCAGGACUACACAGACAUUCAGCUACUCAUCCGGCAGACCAUCGAGCGCUUCCGACAAGCGCGCACGCAGCAAGGCGGCAGUCGCGGAUCAGAAGAUCUCUGGCAGCUUGCCCUGAUCUUGUCGGAUGGCCUGACACCCUCUGCUGCACACGAAGAGAUCAAGGUCCUUCUGCGCGAAGCUCUCGAGGAGCGGAUCAUGAUUGUAUUCAUCAUUAUGGAUGACACGUCCGCUCCCGCUGCCGCUCCGGCGGCUACCGGGAAUGGAAGUGGUGGUAUUUUGAAGAGUGGCGGUAGUGCGAUCAAGAGUCAGAGUGUGCUGAACCUCAAGAAGGUCCGCUUCCUGGGCAACGACGAGAUCAAGACCGAGUACUAUCUCGACACAUUCCCGUUCCAGUACUACCUCAUUGUACAUAAUCUCGAAGACCUGCCUGGUGCCCUGGCUGGUCUACUGCGGACCUGGUUCGCAGAGGUCAAUGCUUGA
This is a messenger RNA of Microdochium trichocladiopsis, 14871 nucleotides long. RefSeq names its product ATPase protein. Gene Ontology annotation, biological process: ribosomal large subunit assembly; rRNA processing. Gene Ontology annotation, cellular component: preribosome, large subunit precursor; nucleus. The record is from RefSeq and is a predicted model, not a curated record. The coding region runs from base 1 to 14871 and encodes 4956 amino acids. Gene Ontology annotation, molecular function: ATP hydrolysis activity; ATP binding. Lineage: Eukaryota; Fungi; Ascomycota; Sordariomycetes; Xylariales; Microdochiaceae. The transcript is spliced from 2 exons.